GUUCAAACAACCAUCUCUGAAUCUUCAUUUCUGACAGAUGAAGCGAUAGAUUUGUCAGCGCUUGAGUGACGGAGUCGUGAAGGUGGAGGUGGAGCUGCUGGACGGACGCGCCUUCCUGACGAGGCGCUCAUGAACCCCACCAUUGCCUGCCCCGCGUCAAGCUCCAGGGUCUCGUAAACACGACACUCUCCACCAAAUUUCCUGCGCAGGCUUCACCAUGUCGCACAGCCACUCGCACGAUGGUCCAUCGCACUCGCAUGCGGCUGCAGACCAUGGCCACACCCACGAGAUUCUUGACGGGCCUGGUAGCUUCAUGGGGCGUGAGAUGCCUAUCAUCGAGGGCAGAGACUGGGAGGAUCGAUCGUUCACUGUAGGCAUUGGAGGGCCUGUAGGAUCGGGAAAGACGGCUCUGAUGCUGGCUCUGUGCAAGAAGCUUCGUGAACGCUUCAGUAUUGCAGCAGUGACGAACGACAUCUUCACCCGGGAAGACGGCGAGUUCCUGACCAAACACAAAGCUCUCCCAGCGGAGCGUAUUGUCGCUGUCGAGACAGGCGGUUGCCCCCACGCUGCUGUCCGCGAAGACAUCUCAGUCAACCUCCUGACCCUCACCAACCUCCACCAUAAAUUUGACACCGACCUCCUUCUCAUCGAAUCUGGUGGUGACAACCUCGCAGCCAACUACUCCCGCGAACUCGCCGACUUCAUCAUCUACAUCAUCGACGUAUCUGGCGGCGACAAGAUCCCACGCAAGGGUGGACCCGGAAUAACACAGUCAGAUUUGCUGAUUGUCAACAAGAUCGAUCUUGCUGAGGCGGUCGGUGCUGAUCUGAACGUCAUGGAGCGUGACAGUAGAAGGAUGCGCGAAGGCGGGCCAACAAUAUUUGCGGUCGUAAAGAAGGGCCAGGGUGUCGAUGCCAUUGUUGACCUGAUCCUGUCGGCCUGGAAGGCCUCGGGUGCCACACAGGCGCGGAAGGACAAGUUCGAGCCAACCCUGAUGGACGAGAACGAGGAGAGUACGGAGAGGGGCUACAGCAUGUCUUGAGCUGAUGUCGCGUAACGAAGUAAGAAAAUGAAUACCCUCCCCAUAUUAAUGGACCGCAGGCCGUGUGCGAUAUAUCAAUGAUACUGGCGAAUGCAUGUGUGCUGGAAUGUCCGCCAGGUUCAGGCUCUUCCUCAACAGACAAAGGCUUCUAGUUUGCCGGAAGCACUGCUCCAUGCUCGCCUGGACGCCCAGCUGCAC
Didymella exigua CBS 183.55 is the source of this 1240-nucleotide messenger RNA. Its product is annotated as urease accessory protein UreG. Gene Ontology annotation, molecular function: nickel cation binding; GTPase activity. The record is from RefSeq and is a predicted model, not a curated record. Lineage: Eukaryota; Fungi; Ascomycota; Dothideomycetes; Pleosporales; Didymellaceae. The coding region runs from base 218 to 1042 and encodes 274 amino acids. The transcript is spliced from 3 exons.